Molecule: messenger RNA, 373 nt
Organism: Harmonia axyridis
Lineage: Eukaryota; Metazoa; Arthropoda; Insecta; Coleoptera; Coccinellidae
Product: histone H4-like
Exons: 1
Biological process (GO): nucleosome assembly
Cellular component (GO): nucleosome
Molecular function (GO): protein heterodimerization activity; structural constituent of chromatin; DNA binding
Source: RefSeq, a predicted model, not a curated record
AUCGUUAACGGAAAAAUGACUGGCAGAGGCAAAGGUGGUAAGGGUUUGGGAAAAGGUGGCGCUAAGCGUCACAGGAAAGUUCUACGAGACAAUAUCCAAGGAAUCACAAAGCCGGCUAUCAGAAGAUUGGCCCGCCGCGGAGGGGUGAAACGUAUCUCUGGUUUGAUUUACGAAGAAACUAGAGGUGUACUUAAGGUAUUCCUAGAAAACGUUAUUAGAGACGCUGUAACUUACACCGAACACGCAAAAAGGAAGACUGUAACAGCAAUGGACGUCGUAUAUGCUUUGAAACGCCAAGGUCGUACGUUGUACGGUUUCGGAGGUUAAAUUUCACCAUCGAAAUAUUGCUAUCGGUCCUUUUCAGGACCACAAA